Molecule: messenger RNA, 1281 nt
Organism: Penicillium waksmanii
Lineage: Eukaryota; Fungi; Ascomycota; Eurotiomycetes; Eurotiales; Aspergillaceae
Exons: 4
Coding region: 1-1281 (426 amino acids)
Source: RefSeq, a predicted model, not a curated record
AUGCAUUCCGUCAACAGGGCUCUUUCUGCUAAGGAUAUAGACUACCUUCUUCGUGGUCUGUUUGGGGACGAUUGGCACGACUACAGACACGAGCGGGCUCGGGUACAAACUGGCAGUGCUCUUGCAAUUUUUGCUGGCUCAGGCUCUAGAGCGGGCGCUGUCGUGGAGUCAAGUGAUUAUCGUGACACCAACGAGUGUCUUUAUUACAGGCACCUCACUUUUAACAUGAAGUGGAGCUCGAAAGAUGGUGAGCUAAAACGUUGGGUGACGAUUGAUCCUCAAUUCCUGAAAGGAAAGCGUUAUAAAGACGACAGAUAUCUACCCAAAAACUGGUUCAGAGAAAACCCGAUUCUUGGACUCAACUUUGUGUUCUGGGUAAUAGUACAUGGCGUCGCCGAUGGUGCCUUCAAGGGACUCAGCACGGUGGAAGAAGUCCUGGCAGUAAGACCACCGAAAGGGAGGGAGUCGUAUACACUUGAAUGGGAUGAGGGGAAAAGAGGACUUUCCUUUUUUAGGAUGGUCACCCCAGAUGGUCCUCGUGCCACAAGGGCAUUGACAUUCUCGUCUCUAUGGCAUAAUUUUACGAGUUUGGCUCAGCGAGAGUGCUUCAAAGAUCAGCUGCGCGUGCAUGGAAUUCGUGCGAAUGUUGCGAAUUGUAUCGAUCCCAAGGCAUCAGAAGCCACUCGCGGCCAGGCCCUCGACCAUCAGAAUCAUGAUACCUACAUCAAAUACCAAUCUGUGCUAAAAUCAUUGGACAUUCAGGCCCUUGUCUAUGACUUGGAGCCAGAUUAUGAAUACCGAAAUAUGGAGCAAAGUAUGGCUCACCAUCGAGACCCCAAUGCCCCAAUGAAGCUGGAUGCAGCUUCUAUCAACGCAUUCGAGAAUACAGACGAAAUCAAAAUGAUAAAUGAGAGAAUCAAUCUCUUGACGUCUCAGAUGUCGGGUCAGCCUCUAAUGCAUCCUGAUUUUGAUGCUAAGCGCACAAGUCUCUACAGCAAGAAAUCCAAGCUACGCCUAGCUUGGAAAAAGAAUUUCAUACAAGAUUGGUGGGAUUCUGCCUACCACGAAUACAUCUCUGGAAAUGAAUUCACCGAGCGCGAUAGAACGUCCUUAUUCCAAAUAUUCAAGAAAUAUCUCCCAGAACGCGCAAGGCUUAGAGAAGCACUAUUUAAAGAGGCUACAUUAGAUAGCAUCAUCGGGCGACAAUGUCUGGAUGAUAUGGUCAGAGACCAUGAAUCCAUUCACAUUGGCACCAUGGGAGGAACUCGUGCGGAGCGAUAG